AUGGAUCGACUAGUUUCAUUAACGACAUUCUUAAUAUUAUUAAUCGUCAAUACUCCAUUAAUCGAUGCUGAUAGGCCAGUUUUCAUUUCAAACGCAAUUGUACAGCUGGCUAAACCUUUAACAGAAUCUUGUAAGAGUACAACUAAUGUAACUGACGAACAAAUUAGAAAGGUGAAUACCGGAAACUUUGAAGACGGAAAGAUCAUAGGGUGUUACUCUCAUUGCCUUUGGCAAAAAAUGGAUCUGCUUGAUGAGAAUGAUAAUAUUAAAACAGAAAUCAUAGAGGCUCUGUUGCCCGACGAAUUCAAAGGAAAUAUUAUCCAGACGUUGCUCACUUGCCAAAAGCGACAUCCACCGAAAGAUGACAAAUGCGAUCGAUCAUUUAGCAUCCAGAAAUGUUACUACGAGAUAUCACCACAGACGUUUUAUAUGCUCUAG
Molecule: messenger RNA, 438 nt
Organism: Cephus cinctus (wheat stem sawfly)
Lineage: Eukaryota; Metazoa; Arthropoda; Insecta; Hymenoptera; Cephidae
Product: general odorant-binding protein 83a-like
Exons: 6
Coding region: 1-438 (145 amino acids)
Molecular function (GO): odorant binding
Source: RefSeq, a predicted model, not a curated record